UCAGAAGCUACAGGGAAUCAGCCUGAGUUGGGGCGGGGCAGAGGAAGCUCCAGGCUGCAGAAAGCUUUAAGACCAGCUGAACCGAACAUCAUCAACAGAGAUCACAAUGAGGCUGGGAGCAAUCAAGACCUAUGUGCAAAAAGGAUACUGAUCACCACCACCCCCUGGCUCCUCCCAUUAUGGCACCUGCUUCAAGUUUGGGAUUCAGUCAUCUCAAAUGUCUCAGAUUCAAAUGCAGAAGGAUGACUUCCCUAUGCCCUUGUGUGCAGCUGCUCAGAUGUGCUUUUCUCCAUCUGGAAACUUGUGAACGAAAGAUAUCUGGAGAAAACAAAUUGCAGACAUGAAUAUUAUCACCAGGAUCUGAAGACUCUAAAGGUUGCUCUUCAGGCUUGUCAUGGAUUUUUUUGGAGAAAGGAAAUCUGUGAAAUUAUGUGAAUAGAGAACAUUUUUCAAAAACCAUGGGGGAAAGAGAAAGAAGUCCAGAUAAUGAUCAAGAAAGUAAGACAGACAAACAUUAUUACUCUUAUUCUUCAUCUGAUUUGGAAACUACUCAACAAUCUUCUGGCCGGUCAUCGCUAGUCAAGUCCUCUUCACCUAAGAGUAAAAAGGGAAAAAAUCCUAAAAGACAGAUUUCAGAUAGCCAAGUACAUCACCAAGCCACUAGGAAGCCAAGCCCUAAGGAUCCACCAAACAGAAAGGGAGUCCGAGUGGGAUUUCGCUCCCAGAGCCUCAAUAGGGAGCCACUUCGGAAAGAUACUGAUCUUGUUACAAAACGGGUUCUUUCUGCAAGACUGCUAAAAAUCAAUGAAUUGCAGAAUGAAGUAACUGAACUCCAGGUCAAGUUAGCUGAGCUGCUAAAAGAAAAUAAGGCUUUGAAAAGGCUUCAAUACAGACAGGAGAAAGCCCUGAAUAAGUUUGAAGAUACAGAAAAUGAAAUCUCACAACUUAUUGCUCAUCAUAACAAUGAGAUUACAGCACUCAAAGAACGCUUAAGAAAAUCUCAAGAGAAAGAACGGGCAACUGAGAAAAGGGUGAAAGAUACUGAAGGAGAACUAUAUAGGACAAAAUUUUCCUUGCAGAAACUGAAAAAGAUCUCUGAAGCUAGACACCUACCUGAACGAGAUGAUUUGGCAAAGAAACUGGUUUCCGCAGAGUUAAAAUUAGAUGACACCGAGAGAAGAAUUAAGGAACUAUCCAAAAACCUUGAGCUGAGUACCAACAGUUUCCAGCGACAGUUGCUUGCUGAAAGGAAAAGGGCAUAUGAAGCUCAGGAUGAAAAUAAAGUUCUUCAAAAGGAGCUGCAACAACUGUAUCACAAAUUAAAAGAAAAGGAGAGAGAACUGGAUAUAAAAAACAUAUAUUCUAAUCGUCUGCCAAAGUCUUCUCCAAAGAAAGAAAAAGAACUUAGAUCAAGAAAAAAUGCUGCAUGCCAAAGUGAUUUUAUAGACCAGUGUACAAAAGGAGUACAAACCAGUGACGACUUCGAGCUGGAAGAAUUUCCUAUAACACCACAAACAGUUAUGUGUUAUGAAAACAAAUGGGAAGAACCUGAACGUCUUACUUUGGACCUGGAAUUGCAAGAAAGAGGUGAGCAUGAAGAAGCAGGGAUGCUAAACCCAAUUGUGAAAAGAGAAGAAAAAUUUGUGAAAGAUCAAGGAUUCCGUGUUGUAAAACAGGAGGUUGAGAAGCCGGAGGAUGAGUGGGAAAGAGAAGAACUUGCUAAAAAGGAAAAAGACAAGGUAUCUUUGCUGGAGAGAGAAGAAAAGCCCGCAUUGGAAACUGGAAGAUACCAAAUGGAAAUGUACCAAAUUCAAAACCUUGGUAAAUUAGAAGAAGAGGAAGAAGAAAGGCUGAAGAGAGAAAUGCUACUUGCUAAACUGAAUGAAAUCAACAGAGAACUUCAAGAUUCUCGGAAUCUAAAAUGCCCUCCUCUGCCAUUGCCACCUGAUUUGGAAUCAAAACUGCACUUCCCAGAGAGAAGCCCCAAAACAUCCAUGUUCUGUGAAUCCUCAGAGAGAGUGUUUAAUGGGCAUCAUUUGCAAGACAUCAGCCACUUUGCUACAAAAGGAGACGGUCAGAAUCCAGGAAGUAUUAGAAGCCCAGCCUCUCCAAAUGAGCUUGCAUUUGGCAGCUAUGUGCCUUCAUUUGCAAAAAACACAUUUGCAAAAACGUCAAAUCCAUUUAGCCAGAAGAGUGGCCUUUUGGAUCUCCAAAGAAACAGUAUAGAGAAACUUGGUAAAGACAGUGUAGAUUUAAUUACAAGAAAAGAGAAAAAAGCUCAUCUGAUGGAACAGUUAUUUGGUGUCAGUGGCAGCAGCAGCACCGUUUCCUCUAAAAGCAGUGACCCAAAUUCUCUGGCUGCCGGCAAAGGAGACUUUGACUCUCUCAGUUUUCCCCCUGGGGAUAAGAGCAGUAGGGAUAGAGAACGUGAUGAAAAUGACGACUUUUUCCUCAGCGAAGGAAGAAGUUUUAAUCUAAAUAGACACCGAUUGAAACAUGCAAACAGUAAACCAGCAGUAAAAGUAGUUGAAUCUGUAGAAGAUGAAAUUGAAGAGGUAGUCCUGAGAUGACUGAUGACAGUAUAUACUUUUUCCAAUUGUAAAUAUUAAAAUAUUUUAAUACAAUAUUUAUUAUACACAUUUAGAAUUUUUAAUAUGAAAAGCCCUUAUUAAGGAAUGAUUUUUAAUAGAGAAAUACAGUAUAAAUGAAAAGUAGAUCAUAUCAUGCCACAUAGCUAGUUUGCCAAGAAUGAAGGAGACUUUUGAAUGAAACCAAAAAUAGAGAUGUAUCUUACUUGGUUUUGACUUUUUAUUUACAAAUAGUUUUACCUUUUAAUCAGAUCUAUAGGAAGUUUUACUCCAUUGGAGUUCAUAUUUAUUUCCUAUUUUUAAUCCCUAUUUGUUUACUUAUUUUUGGUCAUAUCCUUACUGACCUAAAUAUAGUCUUCCUCCUGAAAGUUGAGUGGAAAUUAAGGGUGAGAGGCUCUGGGUUAGGAAGCAUAGCUCCCAGAUGGUGGAGAGCUGGUGCUACUUAGCAGCCCUGUGCUCCGUGGGCAGGACAGGGGUCCCUUUCUAACAAACAGGGCAAAGCUGAGCUACUCUUAAGUGGGAGCAGUGACAACACAGGGGCUGCAUUUAAGAGCUGCAUUAAAUCACUUACCUACGACUGUGCUAACAUAUUAAAUUCAGAAGACAUUUGUCUGUUUGCAUGGAUAAUUCCCCUAUCAUGGCUCCCGGAGGCUUGGUAUCCUCUCCUUGUUCUCCUACACUCUUUGUAUCACAGUGACUGGGUUUGAGAUUUCAUACCCAAAUACACAAAACUGAAGAGAUUUCAUCCUAAUACAGAAACUCAAUUAUGUUUCCAGAGUAUGUAACUUGGAAAUUCUAGUAUAUAUUUUAAGGUUUGAACUUAUGUCAAAACCAACAAUAGACAAUGAGAGUGUAAUACUGUUGGACUUGUAGGACUAAUUAUAAAGCAACCUUGGGUUAAAAAUGUUUUAGAGGUGGGCUUCUGCCUUGCUAAGUAGGGCGGAUGUUUUUCUGUUGAAAUGCAUUGGUCUUCUUUUGCUCUUUGUAGCUCACUUCAUCUGCAGAGGAGUUGAUGACCUUGGACUGCUGGGUAUGAUUGGUCUUUAAGAAGCAGUAAUAUACCACCAACCAUGGAGAAAACACUGUUAAAAUGAAGAGUGGUGGAAAUAGUGUGUCAGGGGAAGCAUAAAAAAAUGUAGAUUGACACUUAUUCUAAAGUGAGCUUUUUUUCCUUCAAAAAUUUCAAAAAUUUAGUAUGUAUUUGCUAAUGGUAUGAUUUCUGAUGCCAAGUAUAUAUACUGAUAGAUGAGGGGACCAGAGUUACUGUUUUACCUUGAGUUCUUAUGAAUGCUGAUUAUUGAAUAUAAUUUCAUAACUAUUUGGCAAGACUUACCUGGAUAGGUCUCUAAUGAAAAGAUAGGCUAUCUGUCAUCUUCUAAAUUGUGUUACUGUCAUUGAUUGGGAACAAUCUCCCAGAAGUGCUAAACUACAUUAAAAUUUUUUUUUAGUAAAGAGGUUUGAUGUCUGAUUAAAAAAAAGCUUGUUGCAAAUCAUUCUAAUAUAUGUAAACCACAUUAUCAUAAUUCAGUUCUUGAUAAAAUAUUAUGUAAUGUUAAUUUUGUUCAUAGCUGCUAAUUUUUCUGCCAAAAGUAUUCUGAUUUUUAGGUUGUUUUAAGAGGCUUUUUAAAAGCCUUUUAGUAAAGUUUUAUAUUGAGAUCA
This is a messenger RNA of Felis catus (domestic cat), 4247 nucleotides long. RefSeq names its product lebercilin LCA5 (gene LCA5). The record is from RefSeq and is a predicted model, not a curated record. The transcript has 9 exons. The coding region runs from base 459 to 2570 and encodes 703 amino acids. NCBI's taxonomy places the organism in Eukaryota, Metazoa, Chordata, Mammalia, Carnivora, Felidae. Gene Ontology annotation, cellular component: axoneme. Gene Ontology annotation, biological process: intraciliary transport.